Penicillium roqueforti is the source of this 1533-nucleotide messenger RNA. RefSeq lists its product as uncharacterized. The transcript is spliced from 3 exons. NCBI's taxonomy places the organism in Eukaryota, Fungi, Ascomycota, Eurotiomycetes, Eurotiales, Aspergillaceae. The coding region runs from base 1 to 1533 and encodes 510 amino acids. Gene Ontology annotation, biological process: transmembrane transport. The record is from RefSeq and is a predicted model, not a curated record. Gene Ontology annotation, molecular function: transmembrane transporter activity. Gene Ontology annotation, cellular component: membrane.
AUGGCGGACGAUAUCUCACGGGAAAACCGUGACCGGAUGGAGAUUGAGGCCGAGAAGGAACGGGUUGAAAAUCUCGAACACAUUGCCUCACCACAGCAAGAUGGCGUGGCUCAGAUGGAUCCAGCUCGCCGGAUAGUCGUCGAGAAGAAGCUCAAGCGGAAGCUUGAUGCUAGGUGCAGUCUUUUUGUCGCCAUCUACAUCAUGAACUACCUCGACAGGAACAAUCUAGGAGCUGCUCGUCUCAAGGGUCUGCAGGAAGAUCUCAAACUGAGCAAUACUGACUACUCUACAUGUCUGAGUAUCCUUUAUGUCGGCUACAUCAUCAUGCAAGUGCCUUCCAACAUGUUCAUCAACCGUAUCAGCCGGCCCUCGCUUUACAUUUCCGUCGCCAUGAUAUUGUGGGGCGUUAUCUCCACCUUGUCUGGAAGCACUAAGACCUUUGGGGACAUGGUGGCUGUCCGUUUCCUGCUGGGGUUCGUUGAGGCAGCGUUCCUGCCCGGUGCCUUGCUUAUCCUCUCCAAGUGGUACACCCGUCGGGAACUCACAACCCGGAACGCCAUCCUGUUCUGUGGUAACCUCAUCUCCAAUGCAUUCUCUGCACUGGUUGGUGCUGGUGUCCUAUCCAACAUGCAAGGUGUCAUGGGCCAUGCCGCGUGGCGCUGGCUCUUCUGGAUUGAAGGCUCAGUGACCAUGUUCCUCGCCAUCCUUGCCGCCUUCAUUUUGCCUGACCUGCCACAUAAUGCGCGUGGCUUCACCGAGGAAGAGCGCCAGGUUGCACAACUUCGCAUGCUCGAGGAUGUCGGCGAGGCUGACACCGAUGGUGAAGAGCUUGGGGCUCUUGGAGGCCUGAAAAUGGCGCUUGUGGACCCCAAAAUCUAUGUAAUGAUGUUCACCUUUGUGGCUUAUGUGGUGGGACUUUCUUUCAAUGCUUUCUUCCCUACCCUCACUGGUACGCUCGGAUUCGGAUAUGUCCCGACUCUUUUGAUGAGCGCGCCUCCCUGGGUCUUCUCCUGUAUCUUCUCUGUCAUUAAUGCAUGGCACGCGGACAAAACACAAGAAAAGGUCUGGCAUAUCAUCGGCCCGAUUGGUAUGGGAGCCGUCGGCUUCAUCAUCUGCAUGGCCACCAGCAACACCGCAGCUCGCUACGUCGCGCUUUUCCUGCAGGCUGGUUCCUACGCAGGAUUCAUCGUAUUCUACUCAUGGAUCAGUUCUUCAUUCCCCCGUCCUCCAGCCAAGCGAGCCGUCGCCAUUGCUAUGAUCAAUGCCUUCAGUCAAUUGGGCAACGUUGCUGGUUCAUAUGUCUGGGACUUGGAAGAUAAUGGAUAUCGCUCCAGCUAUGGAAUUGUGCUGGCCAUGUUCGGUGUCACAGUCGGCGGAUGCUGGUAUUUCCGCUCGAUGUUGGUCAGCUUGAACCACCAGCUCGAGGAGGGCGAGCUUGCCGAUGGUGCUAGAGGGGAUUCGACUGAGAAUGACAUCAUCGAUCACCCAGACGAGUCGCUACGUAUGCGCAAGGGCUUCAGGUAUCUCGUUUAG